This is a messenger RNA of Vitrella brassicaformis, 2559 nucleotides long. NCBI's taxonomy places the organism in Eukaryota, Vitrellaceae. The record is from the annotation of a GenBank genome assembly.
CACACACACACACACACAGAGAGAGAGAGAGAGACACCCCCUUCACACAAAGGCACCAAAUAGCACGCGAUUCGACACGCACACGCACACGCAAGCGCACACAACACACUCUUUUUAGCGUACACACAGUGACGAUGGCAUGACGUACGUUUAUAUGGAUGGGUAUACAGCGAGUACAUACAUACAUAUGAUAUGGUUUGGUUGCAGUGGGGGAAUCACACGACACGACACGACACGACACCACACGACACGACAGCAAGCAGAUACUGAACACCACCAUACAGCGACGCGACCGGCAGGUUCCAGCCAAAGCCCCACUGAAGCGCCUUCAUGAAACCGCUUGCUGUCGUUUCACGAAGCUGCUUUUCACCGAGGAUUCGAGAGGCACCCCCCCUGCCUGUUGUGUUGAACCAACCGAGUGUGAAACGACACACUUCGGCUCGGCCCCCACCCCCACACCGACAUGGCUAGCGACCCGGCCCAGGCAACCUAAUCUGGUGGAUGGAUGGACGACUGGCUGAAUUACGUCCCGUACAAAUGUCUAUGACUCACUCCACUCCCCUCCACUCCCCUCCGCGGCCCUCCACACUUGACCGACAAAAUGAGUGGAUGCUCAAUCAAUAUAAAUACCUAUAUACAGUGAGUGCUCUUCUGGGUGCGGUGCAUCCCCCUUCAUUGCCCUUUCUCUGGCGCGACCUACUUGUCGGCCUCUCUCUCUGUCUGUCUGUCUGUCUGUCUAUGGCCCAAAGAUCCGCUCCCACCCCAGCAACACCAACUCGUACACACCAAAUGUGACGGCUCCAACUGUAACACACAGAGAGAGAGAGAAGGACACCACGCAAUGCUUCUGAAAGAGCCGCGUCAGCUCAUGUUGUCUCGCUGCGUCGUACCUGGGAAUGCCCGCACGACCGACGGCAACAAGCCGCGUGUGAAACCCCGCCAGCCAGACUACACCGCACGCACAAAACACACGGGGGAAGUGACUGACACGAAUGAGCGCCCGAUGGUAUGGUGUCUAUGCAGCCCAGCCUGGUCAGCCUGGUCAGGUCAAGUACAGUACCUGUCUGUAGAUGGCUGCUGCGUGUGGCAUCCACUUGGGUUCCCACAGGUGUGCUGACGGCCCCCUGGCCUGCAGGGAGCUCUUGACCACAUCAAACGGGUGACAGAUAACUGCAGCCAGCCAGCCAGGCACAACACACAAACCAAGAUGUCCACUGUCCACACACACAUGUGUGUGAGUGAUGCCACAGCUGGCUUGCCGUGCAGUCAUGGCGGCUUACACCAUGCGAGUGUGGAUGCGGUUCCUCCGGCAGUCAUGACCUCCGUGGCUGUGGGUGUGUCGCGAUGACCUCUCCUCCGACAAAAUUCGCAACACAGCCACUCGUAUGCCCCAAAAUACACACCGUAGGUCCUGCCGGCCGCACACACACACGGACAGGGAGAGAGAGAGUUCAUGUGUUGUGUGUUUGCCGCGUAUCCAUCCUCGUUAGGUUUUAUCAGGACUGCUUACCCGGCAUCUCUGACGCAGGUUGCUGCCGCCCCGUGCAUGAGCCCGCGGAUCACUCCGUGCUCCCGCAUCACCCACAUGGCGCACUCCCACGAGUUGCGGAAGUGGGCGGCAUCUCGACGCGGCACCACCACCCGCCCCGUGCUCAUGGCCCGGCACAUGCCCUCGCCCUCCAGCCCCACCACAAACGGCCGCUUGGGCGCCUCCGGCAGUGGACGGGACGACAGGGGAGAGGCAGUGGAGGGAAGCGGUGAAGGUGUAGGGGGGUGGUGCAUGGCCAUGGCCGGCGGUUGGAUGGCUGCGGUGGUUAUGCGUCUGGGUGUGGGUGAGGUGACGGAGUCGGCGUCCAUUUGCAUGCGUAUCUUAAUGACAUCCAUGGGUGUCUGCAGGGGGACGCCGAUCAGCCCGGCCGCAGACCCCGCCACCACCACCUGCCAGAUGGGCUGCUGCAGCCGGGACUGUUUCGACGUCGAUGACGCCUCGCUUCGCGGGGUCGUUGGGGUCCUCGCCCCGGCGUUGUGGAUGCGGUCGAUCAUGGCGCAUGUGUUGCCGUACGCCCCGAACACCAAUGAGUUGAGAGGCAGGUUGCCCAGCAACGGCGGGGCUAAGCCGCGGAAGAAGGUCAGGAUCCCGUCACGCCUCAGGGCCUGCCACGGGUCCAGAGGACAGAGAGAGAGGGGCUCGAGAGUGUAGAACUACGCGGAUUGCUCUCUACCUGUGUGAGGCAUUGUGAGGAAGAGGCGAAGAUGCCUUUCGAUGUGGACUGCAGCCGGACCUUCAGCGUGUCCAUCGGAUGACCACACAUCACACCGAAAGCCCCUGCAAUCGCACCUGAGAGAGAGGCAGACACGCACACAUGUGAUUCGUGUGCAUGCCGACCAUCGGGCGGCCGACCUGACCUGCUACGUGCUCUGCCCAGAAUGAAUGGACGGCCAUGGAAGGGAAGUGAACGUCGAUGGCCUCCAUCUCGCGAUGUAUCUAUUCGAAGUCUGCUGGGCAUUCACCUGACGGCCUGAAGAUAGUCUUGAACGCUCUCGAUGGCGGGCUGCAGC